Molecule: messenger RNA, 1377 nt
Organism: Kuraishia capsulata CBS 1993
Lineage: Eukaryota; Fungi; Ascomycota; Pichiomycetes; Pichiales; Pichiaceae
Exons: 1
Coding region: 1-1377 (458 amino acids)
Biological process (GO): transmembrane transport; monoatomic cation transport
Cellular component (GO): membrane
Molecular function (GO): monoatomic cation transmembrane transporter activity
Source: RefSeq, a predicted model, not a curated record
AUGCAAGCUGUCGAUCUCAUAGAUGAAGCGAGUACGCCCCUUGUGCAGCCAGGCAUGCAGCGAAGAGCGUCAAUGUUCAAUCCAAACACGCCAGGGUAUUUGACUACUGCCAGACCAACAAGAUUUGGAAUCACAGCAAUUGGAGCGAGUUCAGUUGAUGUCUCGGCAUUCCAGGAAAGAUUGGAGUAUUUGCACGAUAAAAGGGUAAAGAGUUUACUAGGUGAUAUCGGACCUCUGACCGAUUGGAUGAAAUUCUACAAAUCCCCAGACAUCUUGAAAUCGAUUCCGAAAAAAGAUAUCAGAAAAUUUUAUGAGCACCAGAAUGGCCUCAUUGAAAGAUAUGCUGACAUAGACGAGCUUCUUGGGUCCAAGUUACCGAUAUCGCUUCUGAAGUCGUAUGGCUCAGAUCUGGGGAUUGAUGGCAAUCUCCAGGAUCACAGAGCAGGUGUUCCAGCAGACAUAGAGGAACUCAUCGCAGCAGGAGGUGAGUCAGAAAAGGAUAGCAUUGUGAAAUUCACGAUUGUGCUGAUCCUUAUCAUUAAUGUUGGUCUUCUGGGAGGUAAAGGUCUGGUGGUUUACUUGACGUUUUCCAUGUCUUUGAUUGCAUCUCUGGUGGAUUCCGUUUUAGACCUACUCUCUUCGGCAAUCAUUUACUAUGCCAACAGCUUCUCUACAAAGGGAAAAUCAGCGUUUUUCCCUGUGGGAACGGCAAGGUUAGAGCCAUUGGGGAUUUUGAUUUUCAGUAUCAUUAUGGUCACCUCUUUCCUACAGGUGGCUCAGGACUCUUUGAAAUUGUUGAUCUUUGACAAGAAGCACGAAGUUGUGCAAAUUACGUUUCCCACGCUAGCCAUAAUGAUUCUCACGAUCGCUAUCAAACUAAUUUGCUAUUAUGCGUGCAUUUCCGUGAAUAACUCAUCCAUCCAGGCUUUGGCCGAGGACUCCAAGACGGACAUCGUCUUCAACACAUUCUCCAUCAUAUUUCCUUUGAUUGGUCAUUGGUUAGAGCUGUGGUGGUUGGACCCACUUGGUGCUCUGAUGUUGUGUAUCUUCGUAGUAUUUCAAUGGUCAGCCGUGGCUUUUGAGCAUAUCAGCAACUUGACAGGUUCAGCUGCAAGCACAGAGCAGAGACAGCAAAUUCUGUACUGCUGUAUGAGAUUUGCAACGUCGAUCCAGAAAAUAACAGCGCUACAAACAUAUCAUGUGGGAGACAACAUCAAUGUUGAAGUGGACCUGGUGAUGAACCUAGAUUUGAAUAUGAGGGAUUGCCAUGACAUAGGGGAAACCUUACAGUACGCUAUCGAAACCUUGCCUGGCGUUGAAAGAUGUUUUGUGCACAUUGAUUACCGUGAGGGCAAUUUCCAGGGCCACUUAACGUGA